Rhizoctonia solani is the source of this 264-nucleotide messenger RNA. RefSeq lists its product as uncharacterized. NCBI's taxonomy places the organism in Eukaryota, Fungi, Basidiomycota, Agaricomycetes, Cantharellales, Ceratobasidiaceae. The transcript has 2 exons. The record is from RefSeq and is a predicted model, not a curated record. The coding region runs from base 1 to 264 and encodes 87 amino acids.
AUGGUAGAUAACCAAAGCCAAAACCUGGGUGGGGGUUCUGCUGCUCAGAAUAGCAGAGUACCCGGCCUAGGCUCGGGUAACCAACCUGAGGCCGCCCCCACAAGCACAGUCGCCAACCAAGUAGGACCGACCGAUGCAUCCUUGGACUCUAGGUUCGCCCAUAACAUCGUUGCUACCACCGAUCAAGUACCUGUUAAUCCACAACAAACCCAACAACCGGAAUCCAUUAUUAAGUCUCUGAUAGGAUUCUCUCAAAUUCGUUGA